This is a messenger RNA of Cryphonectria parasitica EP155, 396 nucleotides long. RefSeq lists its product as uncharacterized. The annotation marks the transcript as partial. The record is from RefSeq and is a predicted model, not a curated record. Lineage: Eukaryota; Fungi; Ascomycota; Sordariomycetes; Diaporthales; Cryphonectriaceae. The transcript is spliced from 2 exons.
GAGCACUUUGAGGUCCUCUCUCUGCGACACACAAUACCUCUCAACCCAGACGCGGUAGGCGAGGUUACCUGUUGGGAUCCAGAGGCUCACAUCGUCUACCACGACCAAAACGCCGCCCAGCUGGCCAUCUGCGACGGCAUCUCCGGCCCCGCCCACACCCGCUGCCGCGCCUCGUCCCCCGUCACAGUCGGCAAGCGCGGCAGCGCCCAGUUCACCCUCACCACGCUGCGACCAGGCACCACCAUCGACAUCUCCAAGGUGCGGUGGGAGGAGUGCGUGCGGGCCGCCCGGGACAAGUGCCCUACGGGCAGCUUGUCGGGGGUCUGUCUGGGCGGGGCUUCUUGGGGGGAUAUUGGGUUUGUGCUGGAGAGCACGCUCUAUGCGAUGGAUCUGUGA